AUAUAACUUUCCCUAUGAGUCAAAAAGUAGUACGUUAAACUUAAGUUUAAAAGUGGGGACGUAAAAAUAUUUCCAAAGUUAGUCGCUGGGAUGGGGUACCAAAACAUUGCAUGGAUUGUGGUUGUCACCGCCGCCACCGUAUAUUUCCUCAACAUUCCACCACCGCCACUUUCAUCGACGCUGCUCAACUGGCAAAAGAAAGGGGAUAUCUUCAAAUAUAAGGGAUUUGAUAUAUUUUUUAUAGUUGAGGAAGGAAUACCAAGCGAUGGAAGCACCCUUGUGUUGAUCCAUGGAUUUCCCACCUCCAGCCAUGAUUGGAGCAAGAUUCUUGGUGGUAUGAAAUCACAGUUCAGCAAAAUCAUUAUGCUGGAUAUGUUGGGAUAUGGAUUCUCAGAUAAGCCGCUUGACCACGACUACCUAAUUACGGAACAGGCGGACAUUCACGAGGCUCUGCUGACGUCACUUUCCAUACCACGCGCACACGUGAUGUCACAUGACUACGGCGACACCGUGGCCUUGGAACUGCUUCAUAGGUUCGACAACAAAGAAUCAAAAUUUCAGCUUGAAUCAUUGUGCAUGUUGAAUGGCGGCGUGUUUCCGGGGACACAUUCCCCUUUAAUAGGCCAAACGCUUCUUUUGAUGCCUGUUCUUGGGUCCGUACUGAGCCAUUUUACCUUCUACCGGAUUUAUGAAAGGAGCAUGUCAAAGGUAUUCGGAGCAGACACCCAGCCAACUUCUGAUGAAAUGAUGGAUUUCUACGCAAUAGUCCAGCGGAAAAAUGGCAACAUCGUUAAUUCAAGGUUAAUAAAAUAUAUCACCCAACGAGCAGAAAACAAGGACAGAUGGGUCGGGGCACUCGUGAAGACGAAACUUCCAGUUCACAUGAUAUAUGGGCCAUCUGAUCCAGUUAACAGUGGAUACGCCUUCGUUGAUCAUUACAAGAAAGUAGUGCCAUCCCCGAGUAUUACUGUACUAGACGCAGCGAUUGGACACUACCCGCAGUGGGAGGAUCCGAAUGCCGUCUUCGAAUCAUACAAGUCCUUCUUACAGUCCAUCAAAAAGACUUAAAUUCUCACUUCAGGUCCAUCAUAAACCUUGGAAUCAUUCCACCAGUGCAUAAAAUGUCUUGAAAUUAAUCCACCAGACCAUUUAGGAUAAUUGAAAUCAUUAUAUCAGUCCAUCAAAACGCAUUGAAAUAAAAUUUAAUAAAUCAAUCAGUCCAUCAAAAAGCAUUGAAUAAUUCCCUCCAGUCCAUCAAACGCAUUGAAAUCACCUAACCAGUCCAUUUAGACGCGUUAAAAUCAAUCCACAAGUUCAUUAAAGAUGCACUAUUACUCCCAACUAAGUUUUACCAUGUUUAAUACAAUUGUUUUAAUUUACCCAAAAGGAUUAAUUAAUGUCAAAAGAAUGGUUCCUAUGAAGGAUACUGUGUUUAAUUUGAAAGAACGGUGCAGAAAACACGGCAAUCUACCUUAUGAAUCAAUACUAGAUCGCAGUAAAUCUUUUAGCAUUCACCAAUCAUUUAAUAUUUUUGCGUUUUCAGCUUUUGAAUACACGGUAAUAAACUUGUUACCAGUAAUAAAUAUUUAAUAUUUUCAUGUAUGCAUCAUCUAGUAAUAAGAAGAUUUAUUA
Messenger RNA from Mya arenaria, 1632 nucleotides. RefSeq names its product mesoderm-specific transcript homolog protein-like. The transcript has 12 exons. Lineage: Eukaryota; Metazoa; Mollusca; Bivalvia; Myida; Myidae. Gene Ontology annotation, molecular function: catalytic activity. The record is from RefSeq and is a predicted model, not a curated record. Bases 91 to 1068 code for a protein of 325 amino acids.